Setaria italica (foxtail millet) is the source of this 1261-nucleotide messenger RNA. RefSeq names its product acidic leucine-rich nuclear phosphoprotein 32-related protein. The transcript is spliced from 2 exons. The coding region runs from base 316 to 945 and encodes 209 amino acids. The record is from RefSeq and is a predicted model, not a curated record. Lineage: Eukaryota; Viridiplantae; Streptophyta; Magnoliopsida; Poales; Poaceae.
AAACCCUAUUCCAGUUCUGACUCGCCCCAUCAGCCGCACUACUACAGUUCACGAAUCCCCUUUGUCAAAAACAAAUUCCCCGUCUCCCCGACCCUCGACCGGCGACUGCACACCGCCCGCCGGCCGGCCUAGACGUCCUCCGCUCCAUCCUCCUCGUAGAUCCCGUCGGUGGCCGGCGUCCACCCCGUCCCCAUCCACUUCAGGCGCGCAUCUGCAUCCCGUUCGCCUCGCUCGCAUCCUCUUCGUCCGCAUCCUUCCUCCAUCGCGCCGGCGUCCUCCCUGUCUGCAUCUGCCAUCACAGGCUGCUCAGCCGGGAUGAAGCCGGAGGUGGAGGUGGAGGCGGACGAGCGGGCGGCCGAGAUUGCCCGCAAGAAGGCGGCGGCGGCGGCGGCGGCCAAGAAGGCUGCGGAGGUGGUUGAUGUGGAGGAGGAGAAGGAGGGGGUUGAGGAGGAAGACGGGGAGGAGGCAGUCGAUGGGGAGGAAGACGGUGACGAGGAUGACGACGGAGAGGGCGAGGAGGAGGAUGACGAAGAGGAGGUAGAGGGAGAGGAGGAGGCGGCGGGGGUCGUGGAGAUCUCCGACGAGGAUGACGACGACGAAGACGGCGGGGAGGCGGAGGGUGGCGACGACGACGAUGACGACGACGACGACGACGACGAGGUCGAUGGUGAAGACGAGCAGGAGGAGGAACUGGGAACUGAGUAUCUGGUCCAGCCCCUUGGUCGAGCUGAAGACGAAGAGCACUCUAGUGACUUCGAGCCAGAAGAAAACGGUGAAGCUGCUGAUGAUGAGGAGAUUGAGGAAGAAGAUGAUGCUGAUGACGGCAAGGAUUCUGUGAAGGCACAGUCCUCUGUGAAGAGGAAGAGGUCAGGUGACGACGAAGAUGAUGGAGAUGAUGAUGGUGACGACGACGACGAUGAUGGGAGGCCACCAUCGAAGCGAUAGUCAGCCUGGCCCGUGCUGUGGAGUUGUGACCUUGCGCAGGGUGAUGAGAAAGAAGGAAAAUAACAAUCCCUGGCUGGUCGUUUGGUAAAUGGUUGUAGCAUUAGGUCUUAUACUUUGAGAGUCCAGUGUUCAUCGUGGUAGUUAGUGUAUACCGCUGAUGUUGGUUAACGGCCUCCAGAACUUCGUGUAUGAGGGCAAAACAUGAGGCUUGGUUUAUGCUUGUGUAGCUUCUAAUUCAAGUCUGGAUGCUUUGUUCUGAAUCUUGUCAUGAUAAAAAUUUCUCUCUUACUGGAAAUCUCUUGUUGCUUUCGGCUCA